Messenger RNA from Darwinula stevensoni, 3873 nucleotides. The record is from the annotation of a GenBank genome assembly. NCBI's taxonomy places the organism in Eukaryota, Metazoa, Arthropoda, Ostracoda, Podocopida, Darwinulidae.
UUUACAGUUUUGGCGGAUGGACUGAUAGCGUUUUCCAGGAAUCAUGGCUGUGCAUGGGCAGGCAGUAUCAGACGUGUUGUUUGCUCAUCUGAAAGAAUUUCAACUGUUUGCGAACAUUGGAGAAAUUCUUUUAGGCUUGAGGAAGAAGAAUGUUAUAGAGGACGAUGAAUACUUGGAGGUCAUCGAUGAGAGCAAGAAGAAGCAAGCCCGUUUCCUCAUAGAAAAGAUACCUAGGGGAGGGGAUAACGCCUUCAAGGCGUUAUUGGAGUCUAUUUUUGAGAAAGACAAGCCUUUUGCAGAGAAAUUAUUGAAGUCUCUUGAGCAGCAUGAAAGUACUUCCGCCAGUUCUUUCGCCAGAAAACUUCGAAAGGAUUUGAAGUGGGCAAAUGCAGAAGGUGAAGAAUCUGAAGAGGAGUUGCCUCCCAACGAAACAAGUUCAACUUCAAAAGCUCCAAAGAAGAGGCUUAAAAAGGAUGCUGCAUCGGAGGGAGCAUCUAAUUCCAGGGCGAAAGACGGACCACCUCCAAGAAAGAGGCGUGCAAAGAGGGAUGACGCUUCUGUGAGCAAGCCAAAUGAUUCACGGAGCAGUGGGAAACGCGAUUCCAUUGCUUCGGUGGGACGGAUGAAAGGACUAAGAAAGAUUCUAUCAGACAGCAACACGAUAAUUGAUAUGGACGACUUCCUACAGGAACUUAGUCAAGAAGAGCUCAUCGCACUGCCUCAGGAACAGGACAUUAGGAGGAAGGACAAUUAUUCAGAUAAAAUGAAUGAAAUAUUUGGUAUUCUUCACAGAAAGAAGAAUCCAAAGACGACAUGUGAGAAAUUGCUCCAUGUGCUUCAAGCCAUGGAGAGGGAUGACAUUAUUGAUAGGGGCCGCACCCCUUCCACUGAGAACGUCAGCCAGCGCUCCAUCGUUGAGACACACCGAUUUGUCCCGUACAUCAUCAUCAGCGGUGCGGUCCAGCCGUCCGUCCUUCUCAUGAAGUCGGCUGCCCCGCGAACGCCGAAUCCUACGCGAUUCAACCAUGGAACGCCAUCCUCGACCAAGCCGUCGACUCCCAGCCAGAGCCAGAAGAGUGAAAACCAAGGGAGAUCUCUGGCAACGCCUAAAACACUCCGAAUGAAGGCUCCUCUCAAAGAGCGUCCUAAGAAUCCUCCCCCACCCAUUCCGAAUUCUCCAUCGAGAAGUGGCUCUCCUUUUCCGCCGAGUCCCGCCACAAAGAGGCCUCCUAAUGGCUUGAAGCUGCAGCCGCUCUCUCUUACUUCUCCAGCUGGAAAAUCUCUCACUGGGAAAACCAAUCGGAGUCCGGAAGUGUCAGACUUCGAAGCAAAGUUCGACUUCCCAUCCGUAUCGGACGUAACACCCCCAGAACCCCCAUCCAUCCUCAAAAAGACGUAUACCAGUCAAAAUCCAACCGGGCCGAAAAGACGCCCCGCCCCACCGCCUCCUCCAGGAGCGAGUCCCGCCGCGCAUCCCUCAGAAGCGCGCAGGAGAGAAGGAGAAUACGGAAAAGGAAGGGCAAUUAACAGAAACAAAAUCACUCUGAUAGGAGCCAGCGUUGCGUACGUGCUCCAUUUCGACGAGGUCGUUGACACAACGACGCAACGCUAUGGCUUGCGACUACUCAGAUUCGCCAGCAAUAGUGCAAGCGAGGAUACGACCAGGCGCCCCGAGACUCCUUCCACGCGGAUCACCUCCCUCACCCCACAACUCACCACCACCUCUUCCGGUUUUGAUGAACUUGAAGCUCAGGUUCGGAACCGGACGUUGCAAUGUGAGAUAUUCCGCGGAGGUGGAGGUGCAUGCGACAUGGCUGGAGUGGAUUACGGAGCAGUGUUGCGACGCCUCAAGAUCAUCUUCAAGGAAUGUAGGGUGAUGAUCCCGAUGGACCAGUUCUUUGAUAAACUGACGGGGAAUGACCUAAUCACGUCGGCACAAGAAAUGCAACUGAGGAACAAGGAAUACUAUACACAGAUCGACGAUACUUUCUUCAUCCUCCUCACAAAAAAUCCCAAGCCGACUUACGAGAUUAUCUCGGUCAUCCUCCAGGAUCUCAAAAGGGAUGACAUAUUGGAAAAGCUUUAUGAAGAUUUCGGUGCCCUGGGAGUAUCUUCGCAAGCAGCAACCAAUGCGCCGGGCGGAGGAGCAACGAACCCAACCCAGAUUCGAGAUUUGACGCCGAAGGAAGCCAGUGAACUCCUUACACGAAAAUGGAGCACUCUUGUGGAUGGCAUGGAGGCCGACGACGUGGCCCUGAUACUAGUUUCAACGGGCUUCCUUCCGCAUGAAUGGGAGCAGGGAGUGCCCCAAAUAAGGAAAAAGAAGAGUGAAGUGAUCCUCCAAGUCAUUCGCAGAAGAGGGCCUGCCGGAUUCCAAGCUCUUCAGAAAGCCCUUCAAGAAGUGAACCAGCUUUAUCUGCUGGAAUAAACGUGUCUCAGCUUAAAGACAUUGGACUGAGUCAAAAAUCGGAGAAGUGAAGUUCCAGAUGUAGCCAGAGCAUUUUUUCUCCUAGUUCCAUGGCGGUUUUUUAUGACCUGCUAGGAAACUGCUAAGCGGGGACCCAAGUAACACAGAAUGUCGAUGAAACGUUUCCGAAAUGUUGCCUAUGCUGCUCAAUGUUGCAAAUUGGGGUACAACAUUUAUUGAACAUUGCCUCAACGUUUUCACUUGGAAUGUUGCUGCGGCACUUCUACGUAUGCUAUUGCCACAUUUACUAUCAACAAUGAGAGAAUGUUGACGCUCUUGACAUCGACAACGUAGCAAUAACAUCCUGAUACAACAUGGACUUAAACGUUUUAUGGAAUUGUGAAGUUGUCCUUGCCACGAGAUUGAGGUGUAGGUCUUGCUUUUCGAACAGUACUCAAAGGUGUCCUUCCUUUCCCUGGAAUCGUCCCGCACAGGAAUGUUUUGUACCCAGCCAAAUGUCUCGUAUGGUCUCAUUAUAGGAAUCAAUGAGCACGGACGCCUCAUAACUUGUUAUCCUCAAAUUCCAUACAGAUUCAUGGGGCCCAGAUAAAAAACAAGUUCAUAUUCUCAAAAAGAACCCAUUCCAAGAACUCGUCAAUUGCAUCCUACAGAAGAAUAAAAACAAAGGUAGAGAGUUAGUGAUCUCAAUCCUUCAUUCCCUCAUCCUGAGAACUAGAUGAGGAAAAGAAAGACUGAAUUCGCAGAAACUCCAUAGAAUAUUGUGGGUGGGCCUUUCCUUGAAACGUGCCAUAUUUAGCACAUCCAAGGAAAUAUUACCUCCAGAAAUGUACUAUGGCUUCUGCCAAUACAUGAUACAGAUACUGUAUUAUGCAUGGGCAGGGGUUAUACCAGUACAGGUUUAGUCCUGUCGAUGGGAACGUCUGGGAAAGAGAUAAAGCAUAUGGUACGAAAUUAUGGAAAAAAUAAUUCGAUAAUGGCAGAAUAUCGGUCCAGUUCAGGACCAUAGAAGCCUAUACUUUUCCGUGUAGUAAUGCCAAUAUAGAUCCAGACCGGGUGCCGGUGAGGCAACGUUUUCCAUCAACAUUGCAGCAACGUACGUCCUGAAAAGUUUUUGCAACGUAUAUGUAAUGAAUAAGUAACGAUUUGCAACGUCAGUGCAAUUUUCCUUUGCAACAUUUGAGUUACGUUGACGUUAAGGACAUUUACACAUAGAAGCAGCAUUGUUCAUCAACAUUUCCUAAACGUUGCUAGAAUUUCCUGUGUUACUUAGGGAGGGGGGUCGCGGGUCUGAUCCAAGCCUCUUUGUACUAUUAUCAUUGUGGAAUAUAAAUCGGUGUUUGGGUUAUCUAUCUGCCACGUCUACCAAUCCUCCUCGGGUGUCAUUGUUAUACUUUAUUCUUUUCUAUUCAAGAAGUCCUUGAUGUCCUUUCCUGCCUGAAUCGAGG